AUUUCAGUGCGCAUCUCCACUCCGCAUGACAUCAUUUAUUUAAUUCGACCACACCCGAGAAUUUAUCGCACAUCCAGGGCGUGAAUUAUCGCACAAUUUCCCAUUAUUGCUUGUAUCGGCAUCGUAUCACGUUGUAUUGCCUGUGUUUUUUGAUAGAAAGUAUUCCUCAUUAUAUUGCAAAUAUGAUGUGCAGUGAUUUCAUGCUACGUAUAUGCUUCAAUAAUCCGUGUGAAAAGCAUCAUGUGGUUCAAAUUUGCCAAAACUCAUCUUGUAACGGAAAUAAACUUUGCAAAAAAGUGCAUCUCAAAUGGACUGAUGAAAAUCAACGUCAUCAUGAAAUCCUUGAAAUUUUUGAAAAUAUACGACCCUUUCGAGAAUCCAUUGAUCAAGAAAUGACACGAUUGGCAUGGCUUUUAAGAGAAACUUUCCCAACGAAAUUAAAGGCACACACCUGCACCUUGAAUAUGUUGGGCAAAUGUAUGUGGAAUUGUUUGACUUGCGGAACAGCUCCCAGAGAUAUGAGCACACCAGUAUGCAAGAAAUGCUAUGUCAUGCUAAUGCAAGGAAACAUUGUGGUGCUGAGAUGUGGUCACGCAUAUUGCAAAUAUUGCUUAGACACCAUUUCAAUGCAAAUAAAGAAUUCAAUCCCUGUUUACCUUUGUGAACAAUGUAAUCAAUGGAAAAGUGUUGCUGUAUCCGAUUGAACAGAUAGAACAAAUAUAAAAACAAAUAGGGAACAGAUGCCAAAAAAGUUUCUAUCCUUUAUAACUAAUUGUUUUAAUAUGAUAUG
Messenger RNA from Dinoponera quadriceps, 790 nucleotides. RefSeq lists its product as uncharacterized. NCBI's taxonomy places the organism in Eukaryota, Metazoa, Arthropoda, Insecta, Hymenoptera, Formicidae. Bases 183 to 704 code for a protein of 173 amino acids. The record is from RefSeq and is a predicted model, not a curated record. The transcript is spliced from 3 exons.